AUGGGAUGCACUAUCUACGCAGCCAGCCCUAAGGCCCUGCCCGCCGACGAGGCCCCCGGCCAGGACAGAUACUACCAGCUGCCCCACUACCGCCUCCCUCAUGGUAACUGCAGUCAGAGGAUAGCAGCCAGCAGAGCCAGGUCAGUGAAAGCCACACAGGAAGUGCACUGAAGGGCUGGCACACCUGUCUGAACUGACAAGGUGAAUCCAGAUCAAUGUAAUUAACCUUUAGAGAAAGCCCUUAUUGACUAUGAACCAAUCACAGUGAAGGAGGUGAGGAGGUAGAUGUAUCUAAGAAGGAUGUUUGAACUGAGAUGUGAGCCAUGCAAAUAUCAAGCACUUAGAAAUGAACAUAUCCUGACAAUUUAAAAAUAUAAGACAAACUAUCAAAUAUUUGCAAUUUUUUGUCUUAUUCUAGAAGUUUUGAUUCCCAAUGACUAUUUUGCCUAAAAUUCUGAAGGAGAAAGACAAAAAAGGAAAGCAGUAACAACAUCUGAAGAGACUUCCACCAAAAUCAAAAAAACACAACAUGCAGAUAAGAAAGUGCAACCUACUUUAGGGUAAUCAUUAAACAUACGGCAGCAUGUGAAUUACCAAAGUCACUCCCAGCACAAGACAAAUUUGACGGGUUCUUUUCGUACCAUGCUAAACCCUUAUACCAAACUUUAUGGAAACUGGGCCAGAUUUCCUGUAAUCCUGCUAAAAAACAAGCGACACAAAACCAUGCCCACCAGGAGGGAGGAUACAGCCAUCAAAUGAAAGACAAAACUACAAAAAGAUUGAAUCACUAUAUUUUUUGCUACUGUCUGUUAAUUUCACAUUAUUCUGUCAUUAGGAUUUACCAUGAAGUCUCAGAGUUCAGUGGCAGCGUUGCAGUCUGCGGCUUUUAUUCACAUCAGAGUAGAGCAUCUUAAAACCACAUCACCAUGACGUUAAUUCUCUUUUGUAGUUUGUGCUGCUUUGAAGACACCCUUAAGUUCUUCGUCUUUGGCACCAUGUACUUAAACUUGUCUUUAGUAGUGUAGCCUUUGAUAACACUGACCAGUCAUUACACAGUGGUAGAAAAGUCCCCUAAUAUUUCAUUUUAAAUCCUAAAGUUUAUAAAUGAGCUUUUGUAAAUUUUACAUUGAAAAUUUUAUCUUAGUAAAAUGCUGAUGUAACAAAGGAUUAGCAUUAAUACUGCUUAUAAGGGGUUGACUGACAUGGAUUUUUCUAUGGCUAAUUGGGAUAAUUAAAAAGCAGUUCAGCCAACAGCCAAUAUAUUAUCCUAUUUUUUUGUUUGUUUGUCUUUAUGUGUUUUCACAUCAUAAAACUAUUCUAUAACACAAACACUCAUUAUUCCAGGCACAUCACAAUCUAAUAUGAUUACAUGAUUACCUCACAGGCUGAGGUAAUCAUAGCUUCAUGAUUACAUGACUAUGAUGGAAAGUUUGUUCAUUCAUGACUAAGAAAAGUUCACAGGAUCAUUGAUGGAUGCAUGUAUUUUUAAACAUGACUGAAAUUUAUAUAAAAAGCAGCACUUAACAAUUAUUUUAUAUAUUGUGUUAAUAAUAAGAUGCUAUCCAGUACUUGUAUUUGAUCUGACAUGCUGUCAUUAAAAGAAUAUUCCGGCAUAAAAUUAAAUUAGGGUCCAACACAACGUAACACUGAGUUAGACUCCCUGUCGAGAGAUGAAUGUUGUCAAACGCUUGCUUCUCUAGUUAUACCAACUUUAGUGGCGACCACAGAUAGCAAUACAGAGAGCCACGCUCUCAACCAAACCACGACUCUGUAGCCACACAUAAUGCUCAGAACAGCACCUAACUACUUCAACAGUACAUAUAGGGUCCCAGCCAUAGCACUAGCUACCAAACAUCUUUUUAGCGUUGCCAAAUUUGUUUAGCAAAGAGACUAAACACAACUCACCUCCUCUCUUCCAGCAGCCGCUUGUUUGUACCGAGACCUUCGGGCGAGUCCAUCUAAUGCAGCGGGGUGACGCAGGAAGAACAUUUAUGAUCAUUACUUUAUCUUUUCCUUGAAGUUAUAAUCACCAUAUUAAUCAUUUUGCACUGCAGACGUCAUAGUUCUUCUGCCUAAGCGGUUCGGUCUGAAUGCAUUUCCAUGAAGAAAUGAUCAUAAAUGUUCUUCCUUGAGCUGCGUCCCCCCUGCUACAGUCGUACAGACUGCUAUUGUGCAGUUGUCACUAAAGUUGGUAUAACUAGAGAAGCAAGGGGCUAGCAACAUUCAUCUCUCGAUGGGGUGUCUAACUCAGUGUAACGGUGUGUUGAGUUGACCCUAACUUAAUUUUACACCAGAAUAUCCCUUUAAGUCUAAAACAACCCAUUACAAUCUAGGGGGCGUUAACAUUGCAUGAGAGGAGCCAAACUGAUGAGGCUGAAAUUAUUAUUAUUAUUAUUAUUAUUGUUGUUGUUGUUGUUGUUGUAUCAGACCUUUCAAAAUGCCAACUAGCUUAGUCCAACAAAAUGCAACAGCUAAAUAAUAAUACAAGCUAUUUAAGGGCUUUUAAAGUAGAGACUCUGAGGUAGCCUAAUAUUAGCAACAUUUUAUGAAACAGUCAUGAUUUACAGAUGAGUUCAAUAAUGCAAAAAUAUAUACAUAUAUUUUUAAAAGAUCAUUUCAAAUGUCAGUAUUAACUUGGAUUUUUACGGUCAGUGGCAUGCUAUUUGAUUUAAAGUGUGGUAAAGGGAGGCUAACUUUGUUACUCAUUUUAACCAAGAAAAUAUUUAAUACCGGCAAAUAAUUUACAAUAAAACAUCAAUUGAACGUCUUACACCCCUUUUAGACAAAGAACUUAUUUAAUCUCGGACUGAAAUGUGUACCUAUUGUCCUAAAGUAUAUGAAAUAAGUCCUAAUGGUGUGAACUAACUAACCACUGGAGCCAUAAAUCAAACUCCAGAGUCCCUUAUCGCCAGUUGAAAGUGUCACUGGUGUGGCUGUACAGUUAAUGAGCAGUCAUUAGUUUAUUUUGAGACUCCGUGUGAAGAAAAUAGCCUGAGUGUAAUCUCUUGGCAGACACAGUGUAAACAGCCCACACUGGGCUAUAGGUAAGCUCAACCCACCUCACUCACACACUUGAGAGGAGGUCACCGCUCCGUCAACACUACCUUCCGUCUGAGCUUCAUCGCUCUGAGCCCGACGGGAGUUUAAUUUCUGAACCUUUUUUGUUUUCUUAAACUGUUUGUUCAUUCAUGACUAAGAAAAGUUCACAGGAUCAUUGAUGGAUGCAUGUAUUUUUAAACAUGACUGAAAUUUAUAUAAAAAGCAGCACUUAACAAUUAUUUUAUAUAUUGUGUUAAUAAUAAGAUGCUAUCCAGUACUUGUAUUUGAUCUGACAUGCUGUCAUUAAAAGAAUAUUCCGGCAUAAAAUUAAAUUAGGGUCCAACACAACGUAACACUGAGUUAGACUCCCUGUCGAGAGAUGAAUGUUGUCUAACGCUUGCUUCUCUAGUUAUACCAACUUUAGUGGCGACCACAGAUAGCAAUACAGAGAGCCACGCUCUCAACCAAAACACGACUCUGUAGCCACACAUAAUGCUCAGAACAGCACCUAACUACUUCAACAGUACAUAUAGGGUCCCAGCCAUAGCACUAGCUACCAAACAUCUUUUUAGCGUUGCCAAAUUUGUUUAGCAAAGAGACUAAACACAACUCACCUCCUCUCUUCCAGCAGCCGCUUGUUUGUACCGAGACCUUCGGGCGAGUCCAUCUAAUGCAGCGGGGUGACGCAGGAAGAACAUUUAUGAUCAUUACUUUAUCUUUUCCUUGAAGUUAUAAUCACCAUAUUAAUCAUUUUGCACUGCAGACGUCAUAGUUCUUCUGCCUAAGCGGUUCGGUCUGAAUGCAUUUCCAUGAAGAAAUGAUCAUAAAUGUUCUUCCUUGAGCUGCGUCCCCCCUGCUACAGUCGUACAGACUGCUAUUGUGCAGUUGUCACUAAAGUUGGUAUAACUAGAGAAGCAAGGGGCUAGCAACAUUCAUCUCUCGAUGGGGUGUCUAACUCAGUGUAACGGUGUGUUGAGUUGACCCUAACUUAAUUUUACACCAGAAUAUCCCUUUAAGUCUAAAACAACCCAUUACAAUCUAGGGGGCGUUAACAUUGCAUGAGAGGAGCCAAACUGAUGAGGCUGAAAUUAUUAUUAUUAUUAUUAUUAUUGUUGUUGUUGUUGUUGUUGUAUCAGACCUUUCAAAAUGCCAACUAGCUUAGUCCAACAAAAUGCAACAGCUAAAUAAUAAUACAAGCUAUUUAAGGGCUUUUAAAGUAGAGACUCUGAGGUAGCCUAAUAUUAGCAACAUUUUAUGAAACAGUCAUGAUUUACAGAUGAGUUCAAUAAUGCAAAAAUAUAUACAUAUAUUUUUAAAAGAUCAUUUCAAAUGUCAGUAUUAACUUGGAUUUUUACGGUCAGUGGCAUGCUAUUUGAUUUAAAGUGUGGUAAAGGGAGGCUAACUUUGUUACUCAUUUUAACCAAGAAAAUAUUUAAUACCGGCAAAUAAUUUACAAUAAAACAUCAAUUGAACGUCUUACACCCCUUUUAGACAAAGAACUUAUUUAAUCUCGGACUGAAAUGUGUACCUAUUGUCCUAAAGUAUAUGAAAUAAGUCCUAAUGGUGUGAACUAACUAACCACUGGAGCCAUAAAUCAAACUCCAGAGUCCCUUAUCGCCAGUUGAAAGUGUCACUGGUGUGGCUGUACAGUUAAUGAGCAGUCAUUAGUUUAUUUUGAGACUCCGUGUGAAGAAAAUAGCCUGAGUGUAAUCUCUUGGCAGACACAGUGUAAACAGCCCACACUGGGCUAUAGGUAAGCUCAACCCACCUCACUCACACACUUGAGAGGAGGUCACCGCUCCGUCAACACUACCUUCCGUCUGAGCUUCAUCGCUCUGAGCCCGACGGGAGUUUAAUUUCUGAACCUUUUUUGUUUUCUUAAACUGAGGAGUUAUAAAGAUAUGUGAACGGGAAAUGCAGAAAAUACAGGAAGACUUUCGUGGAGCUAGUGGGCGACAACACGGUGGAGAAGGUCGCGACAGUUGGUGGUGAGCUUCAGGUAGGAACGAGGAGCCGUUCAACGAACAGACAAGGGGGCUCAGAGGACUUCCGGUCAAACUUUCAAAUUAAAAGCGAAAGUGGUAAAUACUUAGCGUGAAGUUGACUGACAGACACAGGUAUUAGCUUUUUCUUAUCCGUGGGUACUGAUUUGUUCUGAUUUACAGCUGUUAUCAAGCCUAUUCAAACAGACCCUCAUAAAUGCAGAGAAGAUUGUAAAAUAUUUACUUCUAUUAUGAAGUGGUGUUACGUUGUCUGUACCAGUCUAUAAAUCACUCAAAAUUAUCUGUAUAUUGCCUCUUUGGAGACUACAGGUCUAUUAUUUACGAUAAAAGUCAAUUAUUUCCAGCUUUAUUUCCGUUUGGGAUCUGAACCUUUAUUUAUUAUAAGGUUGUCUUAUUUAAAAAAAAAUCCAAAUUCACAGGUCUGCGUUUCAGGAACAAAAUGUAUAAACAGCCAUAAUGUAGAAAGACAGUUAUAAGACAUGACUGCAGUUUAUUGUGGUGUUUAGUUGUCUCUACCAGUAUAUAAAUCACUUUAAAUAAUCAUUACAUUGUCCCUUUGGAGACUACAGGUCUAUUAUUUCCAGCUUUAUUUACAUUUGAACCUUUACUUGUUAUAAGGCUGUCUUUUUAAAAAAAAAUCCAGGAACAAAAUGUAUUAAUGGCCAUAAUGUAGAAAGUUUGUUUUGAGUUAAGAAUGUAAACCACAUGAUGUUUUAACUCUCAGACAGUUAUAAGACAUGACUGCAGUUAAUUGAAACUCAUUUUGCCUUGGACUAAAGUAUUGAAACAAAACAGCAAAAAGCAAAAUUUGGACAAAGAGCUCAUUAUAAAGUGUUGUUGACAUGUAAACUAAUUUCAUUUUAAAUCAUCCCCAAUCUAAAAGCAUGAAAUCCCUCUCAGAGCUUAUUUCACACUUAACAGUGAAAUAAAUAGUCUUUGAGAAGAGAAACAUUCAGAGCCUUGUCUUUUUUUUUCCCUUAAACACACGUUCCUUUCAUCAAAGUCUGUUUGGAGAUGCUUGCACAAUGGGAAGGUUAUUUCAGGAGGUCUCAAGCAGUGCAGAGAGCAGAGUCCAAAGGCUGUGCUUCUGUUGGAGGUUCAUACACCGUCUGUGUAAAGAUAAUGCAAUAAUAACAGGGCAAAAAACCCCAGCAACCUGUAAAUCAAAGGGAACGUCCUAAUACUGGAAAACGUUCUGGUAUUAUUUGAGUACAACUCUGCGUUCAUUUUGGAUUUCUUCAUUUUGCCAAGCACACACUUGUUUCUUUGAGCUCGAACCCACUCACAAAUAAGAAGGCUCCCUUGUGUGCUACUCCUAAAACCGCAGACAACUUUAAUUUUCUCAAAACCACCCUCAACUUUUACAGAUGAAUUAAACUCUUACUCCUACACACCCACUGUACACAAAGCAGACCAUGUUGCUGGAAGCAGUGAGCCUGCUGUCUUGCUUUGAAUUCUCCUGAAGGUGCGUGGGCUUGGAAAUCCUGAACACAAAAUGCUUACAUGACCAAAAAAAGUUUGUUAUUAAUAACUCUUUCUUAUGCAGAUUUACUUGCAGCUGCAGCACUUGAGCAUCUGAAAAAGCCAUAUGCUGCAGUUUACCUUUUAUGAAGAGUCUGUUGUCGUGAGUGUGGGUGAGCAUUUGCAACAGGAAAUUUGAGGCUUUGAUGUCUUCCUUACAACUGAUAAAAUUGACAGAUAGCCUCAGAAAUGAACUUGACUCUGAGUUAUGAAAGUGAAAUUUAAAGGCAUACACAUGCACUGAUGAAAAUAGUCGCACAGGACUUGGAAACGAAGAGGGCUGUGAUAUCUCAGCAACAAUCUCAGUGGCUAACAGCAACCUUAACAAGAUUAGAGUUUAUUGGAUUGGUGGGUGUCUUGUGACAGCACAAAAUGUUUGUCUCCUGAGACAUUGAGGACAUGAAGGAGGAGGAGAGGCACGUAACAAGUCAGAACAGAGCAGGAAUACAAGGCAGAGGUUUAAAAGGCCAUGAAGAAGUUAAUUUAGAGUAAUCACAUAAACGUACUGCCCCAGCAUUAACACUGUGUGGUUCAACUGGUUAUUUUGGACGACAGCGCUGCCAUUGUAUGACCUUAUAACUCCAUUAAUUCACAGUUCCUUGGAAAGUUAGGCUCAAGAAUAAGACUAAUAUAAAACAUGUUAGAGUUGUGUGCUUUGACUGUUUUGAGGAGAUCAUAUAUAAUCAAGCAUCAGUCCAUAUUUUGGACCUUACAUCAGCUGUAGAUCCUUCAUGUCUUCUGACAAGGGUCAGCCUGUUGACUUGUGUCUCUAUCACUUAAGUGCAUCCUUUAUACAAAUGCUCUCCUGUUUCUAUUGAUGCUUUACAAAGCUCCUUUAGUGUCAUUUUCUCAAAUUAAAUUUGCACAGUUGCAUUUUAUGUUUUUGCAUAAUUUCAUUAUCGUUGUUAGUUCUGUUUUACUGUUGUUAUUGGGAUACUUAAAGCAGCACUUUGUGACCCCAAAACAUGGUUUUCUUUCUGGCUUACUUGCUUAUAGUGUUAAAGUCUCCAUGGCAGAGAAAAGAAGUGCUUCUUUUUACUGUGUUACCUUAGAAAACUGCCCCAAGGCUGCCUAAGCUCAAAGAGCCCUGUAUGACUCCAAGUUCACUAUCUGGUGACUGGCUUGUGGUAAUUUAUCUGACACACUUUUCACAAAAAAAGACUUAUUUAAUGGUUAUUUUAUGAGGAAAAGGGACAGUUCAAGUUUACUCCAGAUUUUGUUCCAUGACUGUCUAUUAUGAGUUUGGGUUGGUAAAUUCUCUUUGCUCAACCUAACCAAAGAAUAUCUACCUAAAAUUAUCUAUUUAUUUUUUCUGCUGGCUGCUUUCUUACUGAAAAGCUUUCGCAGGGUAGACUAUUAAAAGCUCUCAACUUUUAGUAUUAAAACGGAUACUCCACCAUAAAAUUAAUUUUGGGUCAAACACACUUUAACACAGAGUUAGAGACCCCCCCGAGAGAGGAAUAUUGCCGACCGCUUGCUUCUCUAGUUAUACUAACUUUAGUAACCACCGCAGGAUAGCAAUACACAGCGGUCUGAGGAGCCAUACAUACAUCAGCUGUACAUACAGGGUCCCAGUCACAGCACUAGCCACCAAACAUCUUUCUAACUUUGCCUAAUUUCUUUAGCAAAGAGACUAAACACAACUCACCUACUCACUUCCAGCAGCCGCUUGUUUGUAGCGAGACCUCAGGCUAGUCCAUUCCGCAGUAGUUCUUCUGCCUAAGCAUCUCGGUCUAAUUGCAUUUCCAUGAAGAAAUGAUCAUAAAUGUUCUUCCUUGAGCUCAGUCACCCCGCAGUAGUCCAUAAUGGACUGGCCUGAGGUUUCGCUACAAACAAGAGGCUGCUGGAAGUGAGUAGGUGAGUCGUGUUUAGUCUCUUUGCUAAAGAAAUCAGGCAAAGUCAAAAAGAUGUUUGGUGGCUAGUGCUAUGGCUAGGACCCUAUAUGUACUGCUGAUGAAGUUAGGUGCUGUUCUGAGCAUUAUUUGUGGCUAUAGAGUGGCGUUUUGGUUGAGGUUUGUUUAAGACUCCUCAGACUGCUGUAGUGCUAUCCUGCGGUCGUUGCUAAACUUGGUAUAACUAGAGAAGCAAGCGGUCGGCAACAUUCAUCUCUCAAGCCGGUGUCUAACUCGGUGUUACUGUGUGUUUGACCCUAACUUAAUUUUACACCGGAAUAUUCCUUUAAGUACCACAAAUCAGACAUUCACAAACAUUUGGUGAAAAGAGAACCAAAGAGCCAUCCAAAGUUGUGUCCCGUUAGACUAAGUGGAGACAGUGAGGUGUCAGAAAUUCUCAGCUGUCAGUGAAAGGGUCAUAAAUAGUUUACUCCUCCAUCUGAACUAAAAAUAAGGUGACAAACUCUCCUUGGUCUCAUGCAAGCUUGGAAAAUAGUAUGAAAUUCUACCAUUAGCUAAAUGGAGAGAGUUUAAACCAAAGGAAAUAAAUGAAAACACCAAAGUUUGAUUUUUUUUUAAAAAGUGCUGUAUUACUGGAAAAAAUAACUGACUUCAUCCUUCUGCAGUGUGUGUUAUUCAAGGUUAAUGCUUUGCACUGAGAAAACUUUCAACACCCACAUGGGGUGAAGAAAGUUUCUUGAUGCAGGCCACAGCUGCCACUCAAUUUCUGAUUUAUCACAGUUAAACAAAGGGAACUAUUUUUCACAAACAAAUUUAUCUUAUUUUUAUCAACCAAGACUUCUUUGUCAAUAACUCUGAGAAAAUGGAUAAACCAAAGCAAGUACUCCAACUCAAGAGUUUCCCAAAGACUAGCUGUGUAAAGCUACAAACACCUUCUUUGACUAUUGUUUGUAAGUGAACAGCACUACAAGGCUCCUUUUAGCCUCAAGGCCUUCAUCUGGAAUCAGAUCCCCCUCCUGAUUCAUAUAACCUCAGGCUUAAGGUGAAUAAACCACAAAAACCCUCCCCUUAUCUGUAACAGCAGGCCCUUCACCUCCUAUUCAACCCUCUGUGAUCACAGAUAACCAGUCAGAUGUAAAACCUCUUCAACCAGGAAGCCUCUGUUGUUUGAACAGGUCAGUAGCUGACGUGACGCCUCUGGCCAAUUAGAGAUAAUGGAAACUGCAUGCAGGAGCCUAUUUCCAUCAGCACCUGUAAUUACACGUCAGCAGGUGGUAACGACUUCCUCUCUCCCAGAGGAAGAUAUGGAACAGGGCAGCUAGGUGUUUGUGUCCAUGUGAGACAGAAAGUGGCAGAUGAUGAGCAGAUGAGAGGAAGAAGCACAACAGAUCCUUGGAGCUGUUCUCACUUAUCUUGUUUUAUGACAUGAAAAACUGUCAAACAUUUACAGGAUAACAACAGAUCGUUUCAGUUCUUUUUUUAUUUAACAGCAGAUCAGCCAGUAGCACCUGGUUUGUUCACAUCAGGGGCUGAACUGGAGCUGCCAGGGGUUACCUAAAGACUAUAGUGAUGCUAACAUUGGUACAUGUUCAACUAUGAGCAAGCUUUUAGGCUAGUUAUGAGAGGCUGCAUGAGAUAAAUUAUUGUUACCAAGAGUGCAUGGAGAAACAACUAGCUGGCAAAAAAUCUAUAUAGUUGGCAUCAUUAUAGUCGUGGAUAAAAAGCUAAAAUAACAAAAGAGAGAACAGCUUUGUUCUAAAGUAUAUUGUGAAACAUGGUGCUCCAUAAACUUUGGCAAAGCUGAAAGUAACAGAGAAACAGGGUUCACCAGAUGUUACAUAGCUACUUUAAACCAACAUAUGCAAAGAAACAACAAUUCAAAUAGCAGCCACAAAUUAAUCAAUUAAUCUUCUAAAUACAAACAGUAAAGCACACUGGAUGAUUAUCCCGCCUGACUUUGAGAGUCAAAAUUCAGUCUUGCCAUCUUGCGUGUAGGUCAUUUUAAUUGAGGUCUAACUGUAAAUGGAGAUAGCAAGAUGUUUUACUAAACCACACAAAGACAUUUGCAGCCAUAGAUUUCAAACUGUAGGAAUCAUAACCUUAAAAGCCUUUAAAUAGCCUGAGCCACAUCAUCCACAACACUAAACACAAACUGUGAUUUGACUUAUACAUGAAUGAUUCCUUACAUAAGUCUAUCAUGCCGUGCUCUCAUUGUUUAAACAAGUUAAAAACUGAAAAGUCUUUAUUUUGGGGGGUUUAUGACCCUAUCUUUAGUUUCCACUGAAGUAAAAUGUAAAGGAAAUUUGGAGCUGAAAAGUUUCAAAGAGUUGAAGUGUAUAAAAAUAAAUGUUUGAGUCAGCGUGCAGCAGUGCAUCAGGCCGGCCAUCUGCAUGACCUCUGAGGUACUGUAUUUCUUUGCAGACAUCUGGCUGGGAUCAGACACUGACCCCAUUUACACAAGCACAAGUACAUUUUGCUGAGUCGAACAUUUUAAUGUAGUGUAAACGAGCAGAAACAGACUUUGAAUGUUGCAUCACCACUCUGCUGAUUUUGGAGACAGAGUCCACUUGUUUGCCCGUAAACUUUUUAAGAGGUACACUGUGUUUGGAGCCAAGCUUGGACACAAAAACAAACAUGGCUUUUUUUUUGUGUGUACAUAAAGGUCCAGCAGAGAGGUGCCUGCUGUUAACACACGGUUCUGUGUUUGUGUGUUUAGGGCCAGGAGCAUGACUGAGCAGCAGGAGCCGAGCGAAGAAACAGGCCUGAUCUCAACGCAGGACCUGGAACCGUCCAAGGAGGACGACACACAUGGCCAAUUCAGGCAUGUCGCACUCUCUCUCUCUCUCUCUCUCUCUCUCUCUCUCUCUCUCUCUCUCUCUCUCUCUCUCUCUCUCUCUCUCUCUCACAAACACACACGCACAGACACACUGUUCCCUAGCACUUGCUCUCUUUCCAUGCUCUUUUUUCCUCCACGCACCAUCUGUAUCCUGUGCACGGUCAUGGGUUACAGCCCCAGGAGAUUUACUUUGUGCAGCCCUCAUUUUGUGCUUUUAUUUCAGCCACUUUUCAUGUCAGACAAUGGUCAAACACAUGCACACACUCAUGCACACAGAGACUGAGAAUCUGAGAUUUACAAAAAGACUUUACCCCCACAGGGAAAGGGAAGAGAUGUAUGCGUUUGAAAUAUCAACUCAACUUUUACCAGUAAAGUGUUUGAUCCUGGUCUAUGUGUAUUGUGCGCACAGUGUCUUUUUGUGUGCGCGUGGCCACAUUGUGUGCAUUUGUGUGUUAUAUAAGUAGGAUUCAAGGCAGGAGCAGCGUAAUCCUGGGGAAUCUGUUCUGAGAUGGGAUUUAGCUCAGAGCCCGGGUGAAUGGGAGGGACUAAAACACUUCAUGCAUAUGUCACUCUUGAACUUGCAGCACUCAGAAAGCUGCGUGUUUAUCUUCUGUCCCCACACCCUACCCCCCCCACCCAACAACAAACAAACAUGAUAAAGAAUUUAAAAACAUUUGUAUGUCAAAAUCCAACUCCUCCUUCCAACCACCAGAAAAACAUACAAAUUGUAUGUUUUGAGGGAAAGGAAGUUUAAACUGUCCCCUGGUGUGACAAUUUCAAUUGCAUUCAACUUAGUCCACUUUGUGCAGUUUCUGGGUGACUGUGCAGCUCUUUCAAGUACCAUCUGUUUUCACCGGUUGGAGUUUGCAGUCCUGCGAGCUCCCGCAUUGUUAGUUUAGCUCAGCCAACAGGGACUUUGUUGUGAAGUACAGAUCCUCCACCGAUCCCCUGAGACUCCUGCGAUCCACCUGUACUGGUCUAAUAUUCUAAAUUGAAGUAUCUUUUAAAUCAAGCUGGCUCUCCAAACAUGAUUUGUUUACUUAAGAGUACAACUUUCUGUAAAUGUAUGAUUAUGAUUCAGUGAGGGAGAGGAACUUAAAUGGAGGCACUGCUAGACUGGUCCAGGAUAUCCAGCAUGCUCUGCAUAUCCAUGAAGCAGCUGUUUGUGCCAUUUCAGCUGCACCGUAAAACAAUGAAUUACAACUGUCUGCAUUUCAUUCUGGUGUAUCAGCUGAACAGAUACCCAACCUUGAAUAAGACAGAAAGUAAAUUAAAACCUAUGUAAGAAUUAAAUUAAAGAAUUAGUGGCUUUAAUCUUUGAUAGGAUUGUAAAUUACUAGUGAGGAUCGUGACUACAGCAGUGACUGUUUAAGUCCAUAACCAACCUCCUAAAAGUGGCCCCCCCAUCCCCAGUCCCAGUCUCCAAUGUCUCUUACCUGUUUCUACCUUUGUCCACUGUACUGUCUCUAUAUAAAGGUAUGAAAAAGUCCCCUAAACUCUGAAAAUGAAGAGUCUUAUUGUGGUGAAAUGUCUUAAGAUCCUAUUAGGAGUCAGCCAUGUUUUUGAAGUUUUUGUCAGAUGACACUACUUAAGCAUUUGAAGGACAGAAUAAGCAAAGACAAAGGAGCUCUUAUUCUUCUUCUGAUGAAAUCCCUGAAAUUCAUACUUUGAUUUGAAACUGAAGAAAUAGUUUGAAACCUCUCUCCCUCUCUCAUCAGUCCCUGCCAUCUCAAGUCUUGCAGUGAGUCCAUCUACUUCUCUCACUGCUUUCAGUCCCAAUUUCUUCUCCUGCAGCUAAAUUAUUGAGUGGGACUCCACUGCCACACCGGCCCACCGAUGGGAGGUGUUCGCUUUCUAAUUUAGGAUUCAAUUUAGGAUUCUUUGAGCUCGUAAUUAGUUUCACUAUUCAGCCUCACAGCCAAGGGCACUGAGAUACUCUGACGGAGGUGCAUUCGUCACACACACACACACACACACACACACAUGCACACGCUCUCACAGAAAGAAACAUUUUGCUUUGCUGACGGAGGUAAAAGCUGAUCUUAGAUCUGAUGAGGACUUUUGGGGUAAAACCGCCUCAUUAGACCUCGUGCAGGAAUCAAUUAGGUUUUAUGUUAUCCAUAGUCUAUUAAGCCUCCUUGGAUCUGGAAAACAGGCUAAUUUGGCUGUUUGAAAACAUAACCAGGUCUGCCUCAGCGACUGACUUUAAGGUUUCCGGAGAGCUAUGAUUCCUCCCAAGCCUGUGAAUUAAUCGAAAAUCCUCUAAAAAGUGUCCAAGCUAAACCUCAAGUGUCCCUUUCCUGUGCUAUCUUUGAAAACUGUCCAUCAUCUUCAAAUGCCGUCCCACAUGACCUUGUUUACACCCUUUAUGAAAGAUGUUUUACCCUGCUCACCGUGUUGUGAGCCGGGAACGAGAACCACCUCUAGCAGUUUUCCUCUUCCACCCACCUGGAUGUAGCAGCAGUAUUGAUUAAGACCUGGAUCUCGUGUAAAAGACAGAGACAGAUGGAGAGCGAGAGCGAGGAGCAUGGAGCUGGUUAGUCCCCACAGAGAUGUCUGUGUUUUUAAUAAUCACUCUCUUCUCUCCACCUGGGAGUGCAGAGCCGCUGUGGAGGAUAUUUAUAGUCAGCCACCAGCAGGCAGAGCAGCACACAUGCACUAUUGUUCAUAACAUGGUCACAAGAUAAUGGGAUGGCUUUUCUGUAGAAGGGCAAUUUUAAUGAGGAACACCAUGAAUUUGCUCAUGUAGGACAAGCUAUAAUCAAUUAUUAAGUAAUGGGAUUGGCCGGACCUGAUUUCUGCUGUAAUUAAGUUUGAUUAUGGAUCACUGUGAAGAUAUGCAGUAAAUACAUUGAGAUUAGGACUAAAAACCAAGAAUAUAUUUGAAUAGGGCCUGAGUAGUUUUUCAACCAGGCUCAUCUGUAGACUUAUGUACAUAUGCAUUAGCUUUUUGUGUAUCAGCAGGACUUUCACUGAGGAGUAAUUGUAGUGCUAUAUAUAAAUGUGCACAUGUUCAGCUCUUUUUUCAACUCAGUCCAAACCACUCCACUUCAUUUAUAAUCUGCAGGACCAUUUUGAAUGGGUCCAAUAGCCCACUUCAGCGUAGAUGAUACAGAGUUAAACGUCCAAUGAAGGCUCUAUAAAUGAAAAUAGAAGACCAACCACCUUUUGUUAUAUCUCCCCAACUCUGCAGCAGCAGUUGGCUGUCUAACAUGAGUCUGGUCCUGCUCGAGGUUUCUGCCUGUUAAAGGGAAGUUUUUCCUUGACACUGUCACUCAUGUUAGAUGAGAUGGGUCAAAUCUGUCCCAUCUUAAGGUUGGGUCUUGGUAAUUUAUCAAACAAUGAGCGUGGUCUAGACCUGCUCUUUUUUAGAUAGCGUCUUAGGAUAACCACUGUUAUGAUUUGGCGCAAUACAAAAAAAAUUGGAUUUGAUUUGAUCUUUUUUAUACAGAAUACAAUGAUGAGUGCGAUGGGGAUCUCUGUUUAUAAAUCUAAGAGCAGAGUGAACAACUGAGUCCAGAGAUUUCUCUCAAGGUUUGCCAAAGGGGCAAUGAGUGAAAAUUUAAGGCCCUAUACCAUUGUAUGGGAGUUAAAAUUAAACUUAAAGCAACAUUUUUUAGGUUCUGGAUGAGUGCUGGAUGGAUUUAUUCUUAUUGCUGUCUAAUAAGGUAUUGCAUUUUUUGAAAAGGAGAGAUUUGUCUCUUUAAGUGUCUGAAUGAUCACCAGCAUGAUCCUGCAGGAGAUCUGGCAGUGCUGUCACAGCUGCUAUGCUGUAAGCAACAGCCGCAUUGAGCUCUCAUGCACACACACUCUCACACACACAGCAGGCAGCGAUAACAUCUGUCAGCCCCUAUGCUCUCUGACAUUUGAACUCUGUCUGGAUCAUUUGGUCUUUUUCCAGCCUGAGUUUUGAUCUCUCACUCUCACUCUGAAUUAAACGGGGGAGAUACUAGAGUGACAAAGGAUUUCCAUAAAGAUAUUUCAUUUACAGAUACUCAUUUUUGCAACUUGUACUUCUUAUUCUCUAAAUUUAUGAGGAUGGUGUUUCAUCUUUUACUCUAUUAAAUUUAUGGGAUUGCUGGGCAGAGCUGGCCCGAGCCUCAAUGGGGCCCUAAGCAAAAUUUGAUUUUGGGGCCCUCGAUUUCUGCCAAUAAUAUUGAUUGUUGAUCAUUUACACACCUUCACAAAUUUCUUUAAUUAACAUUCCAUGACAGGCAAACAUACCUUUAUCAUGGCGUUUUUCUCUUCUUCCUCUUUUCUCUGCACUUUGGAAGCUCAGUGCUCAUUGCACAGCAGGAGGCACAUAACGGUAGUGGAGCUUUGACAUAUCGGCAGUAAGAAUUAUAGGCCUACAUCAGCAGCAGCACUAAAUUGCUUUUACUUUAUUUUAUUUUAUUUUUAGAAUAAUAUAUAUUUGAUCAUACAAAGAGCGUCACUCAUACAUGCAAAAAAAAAAUAAUAUAUAUAUAUAUAUAUAUAUAUAUAAUUGUAUAUAAUUGUAUAUAUUUUAAUUUUAAUUUUUUUUAUUGCUCUUGGGGGCCCCCUAUUGGCCGCGGGGCCCUAAGUAGGCGCUGAGUUCGCUUAUGCUUUGGGCCGGCUCUGCUGCUGGGCAUGUUGGUAUUUUAUUAUCACAACUAAUACAAAAAAAAAAUGAAUUGAAAGGAAGUCUCUGCUGAAAUAUAGCACAGCCGGGGAACAUAUUGUUAUUAUUAUUAUUAUUAUUAGUAGUAGUAGUAGUAGUAGUAGUAGUAGUAGUAGUAGUAGUAAUAGUAUUAUUAUUCUCAAAAAAUUAUGAAUUAGUUAUGUUUUUGUACCAGUUUGUACAUUAUGUUUGUUGGAUUAUUAAAGACUUGUGCUAACAGCCGAUAAUGUUAUUGUUUUUUAAGCUAUCACUUCUGACCGUUACUUUCAUAGAUAUUAUGUAAGGUUUGUUUGAAAUGAAAUACAAUUAUUUAGUGAUAUCUGUAACUUUGGGAGCAAUGUGGGGGACAAAGAAGCCAAAACAGUUUCCUUUGAGGAAUAACAGAAGUGUAAAGAAGCUCAAAUAUACAGAUGUACACUAAACCUGGUGUAGAUUUUUUACUCUUGAUGCCGCAAUAGUAAAGGAUUCAGUCUUUGUGUUUCACAAAUGUAAGCCUUCUCCUAUUCAGCUUCAUUUUAUUCCUGCUGGAUUUGGUAAAACUAAAAAAAAGAACCUCACUUUACUUCCUUCAUUUGAUGCCUCUGUCUCUUUCACCCAGCAGGAAAUAAAAGACCUUCAUAAAAGUAGAUAACCCAUCAGAGUAAACAUGAAGAAGCAAUUGAGAUUUUCCCAGUUUGCGUUUUAUCAGAAUCUCCUUGAGCAGGAGUCCUUUCAUAUCAGCGCUGUGUGUAUCCAGCUCUGCUAGCUGUCAGUCACCUACAGUAGCUCUCAAGGAAAGAUACAGGAAGAAAGAGAAGCUGCACUCAUGUCCUCUUUGAAGCAGCUUAACUGGGACAGCAGUUUAUUUCCAUGACAUUUUCCUUAAAGGGCUGAUUAUGCUGUAUUUUAUCUGCUGGGUGGCUCUGUCUGCAUCAAAAGUAAAAGUGAGUAUCAUGCUGUGACAUCUGCUUCGUUGCUGUGACUAUACCUCCUGAGGCGAGCUCCAUAGUGAAGUUUGCGUGUGUGUGGGAGGGUGUGCGUUGGGGGGGGCGUCAAUGUAUUCUGACUAUAAAAGGAACAACAUGGACCAUCUCUUGGCAUGAUCACUAUUUGUGUUUGUACGACUCAAUAUUUGUCUUUGAUUAUGUUAUUUUUCAACAGCCUUCGUCUCGCUGCAGCGCUGUACACAAUAAUGAUUAACUCUUCGUGUGGAGCCUUUGAGCCAGAUGUGAAUUUCAUGCAAUGUAUACACAGCAUACAUACUGCACUCACGCACAUGAGCUUAACAGUGUUUGUCAUGAUGCCUUCAGGCCAGAGAGAGGAAUUAAUCAGCUUUCAAGUGUGCAUGAAUGGAUGUUCGCUGCAUAGUAUAGCAUCAACUAUAGCAAGACUUGUAGAUGCAGUAAUAUUUUGCUCACAGCUGAACUAGAGAAAGGUUAAACAACAGAUAAAGAUGAGUCAUAAGUGUAUUUUUGCUUUCUUGGCAGGUUUCAGCUGAUAGAGGACCUGUCCUAUGAAGAUGUGAAGAAAUGUUACCGCGGCUCGGUGAGUCUCUUUUUGAUCCUAAUCAUUACUGCGUCUGUGAUUAGAGCAAAUCCGACUCGUAGUAUCAACAUUUACACAUAUGAAUAUGCUCAAACAAUUCCCCAGUUACAAAUAAUGUUUAUUUUGUGAUCCGCAAUGGUAGAAAUGAUCAUAUUUAGCAGUAUCUCAGACUGCAACUCUCCCUUGCUCACCCCUCUUGAUGGCGAAGCAAUGGAUGCCUUCAAGGACAAGCAGCUCCCAUGAUGCAUGCUACAUAUGAUCCUCUAUUUCUUAAUUUUUUACCACUAAUUCUUUUGCACACAACCAAAACUUUUCUCUUGGCCACUCUGAAUACAUAAACCCAUAUGUCACUGAUUUGUUGGUCUGUACUGGUGUAGAAACAUGGUGCUGCAAGAUGACAUUCCCUCUUAAUUAGAGUUUUUGUCUUCAGCUGAGAAAAAUAUGAUCUUUUCACCAGAAAUGUUAUUAAUAAUAACAUAUUAAUGUUAUCAUCAUCCUAUCCUUAAAUUGAAAUGUCUUGAGUAGUUAAUUUGCUGCAAUCUUUGCUUGUACAGAAACAACAGCUUUAUCCUGUAGUGAUAGUAAUGCUGUGUUUGAGUGAAGUCAUGAGUGGAAACAUGUAAAACUAAUUUAACAACCAUCUGCGUUUCUGUAGUGUACUGUUAGUGCACUCCUGAGGACAAGAGCUGCUCCAGCAUGAGCUAAUAAUAGAAAGACGAAAACAGAAGAGGCAGACAACAGCAAACUGUGCUGAUACGGCUGGAAGAAGAUAAAUGAGAUACAAGACAGGACAGGAAAAUAGAGAAAGAUAGCGGUGUUGGCAGGGAUGAAGGAGCUGAGGUGUGUUUGAGCUGUUGAAAUACACGUUCAGGUUUGAAAAUUAAAGAUUUUCUCCAAAGUUUUAACGCUUAAGUCUAUCUGGAGGGAUAGAGGGAGAGAAACUGUCAGCUAGAGACAGAAAGAAGGAGUAAAGAAACACCUGUGUGUACGAGAGUGUGUUUCAGCUCAGAAUGAUGAAGGGCAGAGUGUGUGUAUGUGUGCAAAGUAGGGAGGAGGAGGAGGAGGAGGAGGAGGAGAGGGAGGGUGUUAGCUGAGCGCUGCAAAGUGGAGAGUCACUGGAGGUGUAUUUGAGGCAGAGAAAGAGAGCCUUGUAGUUUCUGAGAGAGAGCUCAGUGUCUGUAAACUGAGGCGAUGCUGCUGCUGUAACUCUGUGGUAGUGUGUGUGAGUGUGUGUGUAGGUGUGCGCUGUAGAGCCAGGUGUGUGUUUGUAGACUAGAGGUAGAGGUACUCCUUCUUUCACUGACUGCAGACAGGGGAACAGUGUGUGUCUUGCAGCAGCUUGCUCCAGGCCUUGGAUGUGCGCGAGUGUGUGUGUGUGUACGGUGCCAACGUGCUGAGCCUGGUGCAGAGCUCGCGUCCUCUGAGGGAGAGGGUGGUGUCUGCGGCGAGCGGAGCCGGGGUGGCCGCUGGUGGCGGCGGCGGUGGUGCCGGUGCCGUACAGACAGGCCGGUCCGCCAAGGAGCUGCUCAUGACUCUGCCCUGUCCCUCUGCACAGACUGUCAGCAAGUACAACUCGCAGUACCACAAACUGUUCCAGUGUGUGCCCAAGGAUGAGAUCCUCAUGAAAGGUACAGUGAUUUCAGCAUGGAGAAAACUUUCAGACUUUGUUUGUGCUGCAGAUGCUUUGUUUACAACUUUACUCAUUUAUUGACCAAUAUGCAUUUUAUAAGAAAUAAUAAUAAUCACCUGUUUCAUGGUACACCUUUCAAAAUAAGUUUGCAGUGCUUUCACAAAAACAAUCAAUGAUGAAACAUUAGUUCAGGUCUGUAUGUUUAAAUUGUCAGCUUUCGUAUCUGUGAACUGCAUCUUUAUAUCGCGAAGGUGAAUGCAGCUUCACUGUGCUCGUGUUGCAUCUUUUCUGUAAAAACUUGACCUCGUGCACCAAAAGUCUCACAGAGUAAAAGCUCAUAAACAGUGUCAUGUAAAACUGUCUUUUUUCAGCUCUUCUGAAACAUCUUUUCUGGCUCUGUGUCCGGCUUUGUUUCCUCCAUCUGGUUCAACUCAAAAACACUAAAACUUCUGCACAGUAUCAGCUGCACUGUUUGCACAGUUUCACCAGGUGCACUAUACAUUUUGUCCCAACAGCGUGACCCAUAAAAUAAGAGUGAUGAUGUGCAACUAAAAGAACCGUGCAAAGUUUUCUCAAUUCAAAAAAACAAAAGAACAAAAGGAAAGUCAGCAGGAAGAGUUAAGAAAAGAAAUGUUUGUUUCUUUGUUUUGUUUCAAGUGACAGAUAUUCUGUGUGUGUUUGUCUCCUCUGUUGUUAGUGUACUCCUGUGCUCUGCUCAGAGAUAUCCUUCUUCAAGGUCGACUCUACAUUUCCAGAAACUGGCUCUGUUUCUAUGCAAACCUUUUCGGCAAAGACAUCAAGGUACGAAUGCAGACAAACAGCUUUAUAAACUUAAAAUGACUUACAACGAGGAAACCGAGAAACUUUCUGUCACGUUGUGACAAGCUGGUUGGACGACUCGACAAAUUAUUUCCCUGUCUGUCAAGAUGAUGAAGUGACUUCAGAGUCCCAGCUUUUAUUCACUCACACACACACACACAGAAAAUGUCUUUAAUCACAUGUUUGCAUUGUGAAACUAUGUACCAAGAACAGGUGCUGAACCUUUAACCCUGAACAGUUAUGUGACUUUCUCUUUGAUGCUGUGCAUUGCUCCUUUUCCCUCAUUUCCCUGAAACCAAACCUCUCCUGAUAUCUGAGUGACAAUAAGCUACUUAUUCAGACUGCAUUCUUCACAUUCUGACUGAAAUGAGACACGUUUCACGUCCACUCUGGGUUUUAUCCAGGAGCUUUUCCUGAGUGUAAUUUAGUGUCUGUCCUCCUUCUACCAUUAGCCCAUCUUACCUUUAAUUUAGCCUUUGAAUUUCCCUUCCCUCUUCUCCUUCUAAAUGCUCUAUCUGUGCCUUUUCCUCCUCUGUAGGUGGCUAUCCCUGUCGUUUCUGUGAGGCUGGUGAAGAAGCACAAAACAGCGGGCCUCGUGCCCAAUGGCUUGGCUAUCACCACAGAGACUGGCCAGAAGGUAAACACUUCCCUCUUUGAGUUAAAAUACUUAUGCUGAUUAGCGCAGCGGGGUUGUAUUUUCCAGGGGAGGUGUGAUGGAAAAAACGACACCAUGCUAUAGAUAGCAGCAGAGUGGAGACCUGGGCUGGUGGAGCGAGAGAGUGAAGGGUUUUUCCACCAUUAAGGCAACAUUUAGAGGAGCUUAACUUUCUGACACAUCAGUCUGUCAUCAAGUGGCACUUUCAGAGGCAUAAUGGACUUAUAAGCUGCUGUACUGGCUCGUACAACACAUAAUAAUGAGCAGGUUAAUAGUAGCACGGGGUGACAAUUUGAAAUACUCGUCAGAAUUAUUAAAAGGUGUCUCGAUCGCUGAAUAUUACAUAACAAAAACAAAUAAAAGAAUGAAGGAAGAAACUAUUUUUGAAAGUAGAUUGUCAAGUGACAUCGUAAAAUUCAGGUUAGCAUUUAGGAAGUAAAUACAGUCGAAUUCAUGAGUUAUCAGACGAAAUUAGCCUCUCCUCUAUAGCUGCAGGUAGAUAUUAUGGACUCUAGCCAUCUGCGGGAAGAAAUGCACUUCCUUGCAUUUGACACUGGGGUUGUCACCUGAUGUUGUAUACACAUGCAUAAACAGAUAUGAGGCAUUACACUGCUGCUAUGGUGAAAGAAUACAAAAGUACAGAUAACUAUAUGUAUUUCAGAGGCUGAUGUGCUAAUAUUGCUGCUGAUUGAGAGAUAGGGAGCAAGAAAUUGGGUGGUAUCGUUUGUGCAGUCUGGUCAAACUGUCAAGUCUUAACACCAAAAGUUGACUUCCCCUCAUCUAACCAAAGACGACUAAAUCAACAGAUUGUUAGGAUGUCGGUGUCUGCUUGUGUUGCCAUGUGAAAUCUAUGAACUGACUAUAAUCAUAGCAGAACCAGCCAUUAGACUGAUAUUAUGAAGCUGCAGUAUAACUAUGGAUUGUGUACUCUAACAUCUUUAUACUAAAAAAAACAAAAUUCUGCAUUAAGUUAAAGGAACGAAAGAGUUAAUUUUGUCCUCAGACCUUCAUGCACUCUCCUCCUAAAAGAGGAGAAAUGCAAACUGAAAAGCUGAAUAUCUGCACAUUGUCAGUUUGAGGUCUGGAACAUGUGCACCUGAUAACAUCUCAGUGUCUUUCGUCACCUUCAAAUAGUCACAUGCUUCCAAUUUCUCUCCCUAUUGAAGCGUACGUGUUAAGUCAGCGGCUCAGAGCACAAGCCAGCUGGUGUAAAAUAACUAUUUACAUUCCAUCUGUCCAAAACGAUUUGUCUGAGUUUGUAAUAUUUCUGAUCUACACAAUCUAAUCCCCACCUUUGUCAGAGUUUACGAACAGCGUGUCUCUCCUGCAGCUCAAGGACAAAUAUCUCUCACCUUAUACAGAAUGUCUGUAAGAUUGUGUAAUAUGCAUUACGUAACUGUGCACACAUGCAUCUCUCUUAAACUAUACUUCUAAACAUGACACAGACAGGUUCUUCUGUUUAUGUGGUACAAAGUUUACAGCUGGAGUCUGUUACAGGAGAGCCAGAAACAGUUUGAUUUGUAAUUUCUCAGCUCUCUCACAAACUUGACCUUCAGGGGAGAUCAGCAGGACUGUCAGUGAGCCUGCUCGGACAAAAAUAACUGAUAAUAAAAACACAAAAUAACAAAGUGUAUCCAAAGCGCAUAGAUACUCUACUUCAGAUGCAGAUUAGAGGGGUUUGUGGUUAAGCUGUCAUCGACCUGUCAUCCAUAUUUCUUUCACCUGAGAUUGCACAGGAACAAAAAUGUUAUUAGAAGAGAAAUCCACUUUGUUUCACAGAUGAAAGCUUUUUUUCAUAUGAACUGGAAGCAUCAGUAAUAUAAAAUUAGUGAAAUAUUAAAAGUGCAUAUAGAUUUUUAAUAAGGUGACGAUGACGUAGGUUUACUUUUUAUUUUGAUGAAAAGAAUACGCUCACGGUUUUAAGAUAACUGCCUCUGUUUGUUUAUUUCAUCAGUAUGUAUUUGUGUCUCUGCUAUCGAGAGACAGUGUGUAUGACGUCCUCCGCAGGAUCUGCACACACCUACAGGUAAGAGGACACAAACUCAUGUAUGCUGUUCAAAAAGCAGUGUUUGUUCCUCAUGUCACUCGCUUUUCCCCUUCCAGGUCAAUGGGAAGAGUCUGAGCUUGAAGCAGUUCAUGGAGGAGCCGACUCUGUCGUUGGUGAGUAACUAACGCCUUUCAUAAAGCGCCAUAGAGGUGAAAGUGUAUGGUACUUAAACGUGUGAUGGUUCAGACGCUUGAAAAGGACUUUAAAGUUUACUCUGAUGACUCUCAUGAACAGCUGCCCCUGACCUGCAGGCUGACUUUCCUUCUUACACAGACAUGAUCAAUCGAUCACUCUGUUUGAGCUGCAGCCUGGCAGUGAAAUAAUCUGUGACUCUGCACGAUGUUAUCAAAGAGCUGUAUGAAGUCACCUUGUGUGGGUGUGUGUGCGUGUGCGCACCAUACGCUUGUCUGUCACUGAACAGCUUCUGUAUUCAGAACAGUUAAGCUCCAUCAACAUGCGCGGCCUUGAUCGCUCUUUAAUCUGGACUCAGAGUUGAAAAGGCUGUUGGUUCAUAGUGUCAUCACGCUCCUUGGAGGGCUUCAUAAAACUUUACUAACUUUAAAACCAGGAUGUAUAAAGACCCCCGAUUCUUGUGUAGUUGUUCAAACCAUAUAAAGACAUAAACCGAAAUAUCAAGGAUACUUGUUUACAUCUACACAUGCAUGUUCAUACUCUAACUUCCAUGAGGCUUAGUGGUUGGUUUGAGUAUUUAUAGGAGGAUACUGUUUCCUGAAAGGAUCUGACAAUGUCAUGCAAAGAUAUUUUCCAAUUGUUUUACCCACGACAAAUAAUUUUAAAGUGAUGGCAACUUUUUCUAUCAAUAAAGACUUAAACAGAAAAAACACUUUUUUAAUAGUUUGAUACAGACCAAGUCAAACUUGGUUUAUUAAUAACCUGUUCUCUGAUAACACACCUGCUAUGUUAAAGUAAGAUUGGUUAGUUGUUGAUUUAAAUGCUUUGAAACCUGAGAAUAAAAGAGGUAAUGAUCUUUUUCUCACCAUUUGCGACUGAGAAAUGUGGGCUUUAAAAGACCAUUAUUUGUACUUACACCCCCUAUUAAAAGUAAUGUAUUACUCAAUAUCUAGAUGAGAAAAAGUACAACUUUUUGUCAAAGUUUUGACAAAGCUGAGUUUAGCACAACAUUUUGUUUACCAUAAGAUGAAAAUAAUAGAAUUUGGCUUUGCUCCCAGAACCUUGAUUGGGGUGUACUCAAUUUUGCAUCCUAAAUUAAAAUUGAAAAAAUGUUUUUGUAUGCAACUCAAAAAGUCUUGUUUGCAAUCCAUGGCCUUCAUUUGGGGGAGUAUUUUGUUGUAAAGUCUGACAGAGAAAAUGUUGAUUUUGGAAGAAAACUAAAGGUUUUCUGACAACUCUGCAGGGGUGUACUCAUUUAUGCUGAGCGCUGUAUAUUUCUUUUUAUGAAAUAACAACACAAACAGAUUUAAGAUGUAAAGUUUGGAGAUCUGCCAGCUUGAAUGAUAAUUAACAUUUUUGGAGAGCCAUGGGAGACUUUCACUUUUUCAAACUUCAUCUUCUUUUCCUUAUAGCAGGAUAUGAUUUCUCUCGUCCAGAUUGUUCCACUUGCUGAACGUGAUCUGCUUUUAACUUAUGUUCAUACCAUCAUACUGUAGAGGAGUUUUCAAGGAUUACAAGCAAAAAACUGUUGAGCCUCCUGUUGUAGCAGAAGUUUUAUAAUGACUCAUAUCUCCAAAAGCUGUUGCCUCGUGUAGAAAAUAGAAACUCAAGGUCCUCCUUCUUCUUUUCCAUCUUGUGUUCAGAUAAAUUGAAAGAUAAUACACUGGCACCUGAAUUACUAUGAGUUAAAGUUGUAUUUCUGUAUUUUCAAUGUAUCCUCCUCUCCUCUCUGUGCCAUAGGAUGAGUUUCCAGCUGCAGACGAGUUCCCAGCGGUCGAUGAAUUCCCAUCAGUGUUGAAGUGGAGGAGGAAACCUUCGGUGGUGUCUGUGUCUUCCUCCCUUCCUGACCUCCUGGGGAACUCGACCAGCAGCCUGAGCCCCGCAGACGCGCCCUUCAAAUCAGAGCAGCUGCUGGAAGGUGAUAAAACUGUCUAAACAAUGAGCAAGAUGUGUUAUCGUGUGGAUGUAAAGUCCAGGGGCACACACUUUCAGUUUCAUGUCGGAAGUGAUUGGUGUGAAGGUGUGCAUUUUACUGCAAGCUGUUGGGAUGACUAUAAUGAGGAAUAUCAAAAUGAAUUGCAGGUGUGUUCAGGCCAUCCAAAAAGUUCUUUGCACACCUGUGGUUACCAUGUCUUUUCUCAUAUCUCAUAUCUCAUUCAGCUCAUUUAAAAGGAGAAUACUGUAUAAUCACAUUUAAAUCAUGUGAGUCAGAUAUCGUAUUGAUUAAUGGUUUUAAAUGAAAGUUCAACAAGACUCAGGGAAAAAUGUGAAAGUUUUUGCAUUUGUUAUUGUUCAUACUUUGAUUUUAUCAGUGGCGGCAUCCUGCAGGAGCUCAUAUAUUAUAUGUUCCGGUCAUAGCUCAGUAACAUUUUUCAUCUGUGCAGCAUGAUGAGAAUAUGCAGUAAAGUAAUUACAAAAUGAAAUUAGAUGAAUGACAGUCUGCAUCAUGAUCUUUAUGAUGCAGGAACGUCAUUCUGCUGUGUAAUGAUUUGAUAAUCAGGUUUUAUAGGUAGUAUUUGUUACAGUAGGUCAGUGAACGAAGGACAAAGUCUGCUCUAUGUCUUGUUACAGAGUAAAGGAUAACCGUUUGUUUCCUUCACAUUUGUACUGUGAGGCGAGAACAUAGAGUGAAGGAAUCUGGAUGCAUGAGUACGGGAGUGUUUGCAGGUUUUCAUUUCAUUAGAGUGAGAGAGAGAGAAGAACUGCUUUUGGACAUCAGCAUCUCUCUUAUGCAACGACACAUUAAGCUCCAAAUGGAGAUUAAAUCAUGUGGGGGCCUGUAUUAAAACGCUCGAAGCGGAUGCAGAUUAAGCAGAGAUUAUCACCAAACAAUGUCUGCUGUCAGAGCCGACUGAGGACACUUUUACAAAUAUAUACCGACAGGCUUUAGAUCUUUUAUAAACAUCAAUGUACAUUAAUGUUGUCCUCUGAAACAUGUUGGCUAUUUGAUCAGCAGGAGCGUUUGUGUACUUUAUCAUCACAGCUCACAGGCAGAGUGUCAGGCGGGGGUGUAAUGUAAUUAAAAAAUGUAUGCUGACUUAAUGUUAUAACCUGAGUCAACACCUGCAUGAAAGAGGCUUUAUAUAACACACACAUAACUACACACAAAAGCACUUCACACCUGCCACGUAGCUUAGAACGAUAAAGAAAGUGAAAGCUUAAAUGACUUGAACUUGGAUUUGGGCUGAUGUACUGGCUUCACUCGGACUUGGAGGAUUUAAAGGAGGAUUUGAACUGAUUUAUCGAUUAAAAAUGAUCUUGCUGUUUUACUCCAGUUCAACAUACAAGAGAUGAGACUCAGACUCGAGAUUUGGUGACUUGACUACUCUACCAUCAUGAAUUAUUUUUAAGGAAGACCCAUGAUACUCAUUUCAACCAUUCAUGAUGUUAGCCUGGGACACCCAUUGAUUAACUUUGCAUGAUUUGCAUCUCAAAAAAACUCCCUAUUUAUCUUACCCACUGAGCAGUUUUUGGUCUAAAAGAGGUCUAAUAGACGUCUAAAUGUAGCCUAGACAACUUGUCUAAAAUCAGGCUACCACAGGUCUAAAAAUGAACAUUUUUUAGAUGUCUAAAUUUAGACCAAGUUUGGACUAAAUCUAAAUCUGGGCUAUAUCUGUACUACACUGUAUAUUGCUCAAAGGCUAUCAUAAUUAUUUUGGUGAAGUACUUGGUGAUCGGUUGUGCAACUCACAGUUGCUUUAUGAAAUAAAUCAGUUCAAUUCAAUUCAAAGAACUUUAUUUUUCCGUCAGGAACUUCAUUUGUGCAAAGCAUCAGUGAGUGUACAGUUCACAGUUCAGCAACAUAACACAAUAUACCGCAUGCAUUCAGCAAGUACCAACAAUCAGCCAUUAAUUAACAGCACAAUCGAAGGGAAGAAAACUUACAGCACAAUAAAUAACAUGAUGAAUAAAUGAAUGAACAGGUAAUGGUAAGACAAUUGUUUAAAAAUAUAGAUAAUGAAUAAAUAAAUAUAAAGCAAUCCAUAGUCAGGUUGAAGAGUGGUGUAAACAUACAUGAAUCAGGCAUUCAUGAGCUAUGUACAUGCAUACAAAUUACAUGUGCACAUACAUACACAUAUACACACAUAAGUCAGACGUUCAUGAGCCAGAUGGAUGUGGGUACAAAGCUUGACAUGUCUCUCUUAGUCCUGAAUGCCAAUGAUCUGUAUCUGUGGCCUGAGGGUAGCAGACUGUAGUAGCUGUGCGGUGUGUGAGUGAUAUCUCAGGCUAUGUGUGUACCUGUUUUCAAUAAAUAGUUAUCAAAUUAUUUGAUUUGAUUUGAUUUGAUUUGAAUCAUGGGUUAAAGUGCAACGUCUAAAUUCCGUCUGAAAAUAUAUAGAAUCUAGUCUGUUAAAAUUAAGUUAAAAAAAAACUAGAUGUCUAAUAGCUGUCUAUUGCUCAGUGGGUCAUACUGGUGUACCUUAAAACCCCUAUUUCAGCCUCUGCACCUUUGGGUGAUUUUUCAGCAUUAUAAAGUUGCAGCUUGCAGGUGUUACUUUUUACACAGCUUAGUAGUCAUGAAACGGCAAAAUAAUAUCCCAGGCUAACUGAUGCUGGAUUAGCUGCUGUUAUAAUGUUACUUACAGCUUUUAGUCACAAGCAUUUAUAGAAGGUCUUUAAAGAUGGAACAGCCACAGGUUUCAGUAACACUUGAGAUGCAAAUCCAGCUGGUACUGGUCUCUGUUUACAAGGGAGUCAUCAGUGAAGUGGAGAGCACAGGCAGCUAUGUUGUUGUUGUUGUCCUGAAAAUGUAAAAUCCUCCCACUGUUUUCUCGUGGAAGAGAGAAAAUAACUGUGACUUUUCUUCAUUUCUACAUUUCUCAAACUCUUGUUUGGUUUAGUUUAGUUCAAGUUUUCUAAAUGUAAUAAUUGUCAUAGCUUGUCUGAUACUCGUCUUGUUUGUUGCAGGGAUUAUAAGUUUCACUUUGAUAGUCCUGCGACAGCAUGCACUUUGGAGUCUAAAUAAUGGAUCACACAAUUAGGUCAAAUCUAAUCAGAUAUAGAUUAUAUAUCACAAAAUUUUCUUUGUUUUGAAGUCUUAAAUGAUAUCAUGGUUGUAGUCGUCAGUCUCCUAUUGUUGUCAUUACAGCUAGACUAAACCACUGAUGGAGACACAACACUACAAAAGCUUAUUCUACGGAGCAGCACCACAGUCACUGGAUCUCUGAUUACAGCGAAAAUCCUCCACCUCAUGACCCAGGAGGCGUGAUGGGGUUAUAAUUUGGCCGAGCUGAGUACUCUUAAUGGCUUUUUGUUGAAGUGUGUGUUCACAUGCGUGUGUAUGUGUGUUUCAGAGCGAGCUCUGCAAACAGACAGAGGUCUUUUAUCAGAGCCGGUGACAGAGCUGGGCCAGAUGGAGUACCAGCUGCUCAAGUUCUUCACCCUGCUGUGAGUAUACAGAGGGACACACACACUCACACCAACAAUGCCACCUUCACCUCCGCCAACAGCUGACUCACGCCUCCACACACUGAGUGCACUAAUAUGGAGGUAUAAAUAGCAGCGAUUUAACAAGUCAGACUGAACACAGAGGAUCAGAGGUGUUAACACAUUUUAGUUUGUAUUUUUGCAGCAUGCUGGAGUUUAAAGAAACACUGAAAUGCAUCACGUAGAUAUUUGAUAGUCAUAAUUAUGCUGCCUUGACGUCACCUGCCUUCAAACAGAGCAGAGAAAAACAUUGACCAUGAAGACUGACCUUCAUGCAGAGAGUAUGAAGGCUCUAUCAUAUUGUCCCUGAGAGAAGGCAAUAAAUCCCUAUCUGCCUCUCAGGGCUGGUGGUGACCUCUGACCCUUGAGGAAAAGAGAUAAAACAAACGUCAGUUUUAUAGAUUUAAGAUAAAAUACAAAUCGGUUACAGACCAAUAAAGAUUUUAUUCAUGCUUUAGAUAGAAACUAUGACGCAUGUAAUAAAGCGAAACGAUGUUAUGAGGAACCUGUCAUGUUCAAUAAAAGAAAAAGUGAAAUGACAUGAAACAGGAGCCAACAAGUUUAACCGUCUUUAACAUAUGUACUGACAGGCAAAACUACAAUUUUACAGUCUGUGUUUAUAAAUUCAAAGAUGUAUGUCGAGGUAUGACUGUGCCUGGCUGAUAGUCAUAUUUCACAUUCUUAACAAACUCCAGGGAUUAACAGAAAAACAUGUUAUCAGGCUGUAAAUGUCAGCGUGUGUAUGAUGUAUCAGCAUAUGAAAAAAACUCUAUGUAACCAAGGGAGACAUUUAUUGUAAAGGAUCCAGAUCCAGCUUAGACCUCUUACUUGGACCCUUGAGUUUUAUGGAAAACAAGACAGUUUCUCCAAGUCAAACAAACUCACACAUAACUAUUUCUGCUGAGGGUAUAAAUUCAUGAAAUGAGCCUUUAAUGCUGUAUCAUGUCUGCGUUUCUAUUCAUCUUUUUUCUUUUUAAUCACAUCUCAAAUGACCUGCAAACUGUGGCUGCUUGAAUAUUAUGAAAAUAAACCAAUUUUUUUAACACCACAGCAUGUAUUUUAUUAUGAAUCUAUUCAGCAUCAGUAAUUUUGCAAUAAAAUGUGGAAAAUUAUUUUCAGUUCUUUUUUUUAAAAACCCCAAAAAACUGCUUUAGAGUUUUCAGACCGACGACAGUCAGGGGUAUUGAUUUGUUUAUAGAAAGACAAUAUUGCCUCCUAGUGUUCAUCUAAUGGCAUUACAGGUGUCUCAAACCAAAUCACAAGAGGAGUCAAAUGACUCCAGUCGCAAACAUCCUGAAUUCACACAUUUCAGAUGGAAAUAAUUGGUGUCUCUCUUCUUUUUCUCACUUCAGUAUCAUUCUUCUCAUCUUGUCAUCGUGCUAUCUGGCCUUUCGUGUGUGCAGUCUGGAGCAACAGCUGUCCUUCCUCAGUAACCCAAAUCUGCCCCUGAGAGAGAGGUAUCAGCUUAUCCUCCCUGUUUUUCUACAAGUAUCUUCUUAUUAUAGAGUAUAUUGUUUUUCACACACAUCUUGCUUAUACGUUUAGGUCUAGUUUAUGAUUUUACAAUUGUACUGACACAUUUAAGCAAAAAUGAAUCUUUUUUUAGUACAGGCAUUAGGGUUAUAAAAGGAGAUUAUUAGUAAAAAUAACAAAACAAAUGAAGAAAAUAAGCUCUCCAGUUGCUUGGUAACAUCCACCUUCCAUCUCGUGGUUAUGUGCUCUGCCAUGAAUGUAUCCUUGGAAAAGUGAAUAAAACAGGUGAUUUAUGCUGUUAAUUUUCAUGUCCCAUGUCCACCACUCUGGCUGCUUUCAUCUUUUCCAGGUAA
Xyrichtys novacula (pearly razorfish) is the source of this 29954-nucleotide messenger RNA. The record is from the annotation of a GenBank genome assembly. Lineage: Eukaryota; Metazoa; Chordata; Actinopteri; Labriformes; Labridae.